Molecule: messenger RNA, 2459 nt
Organism: Synchiropus splendidus (mandarinfish)
Lineage: Eukaryota; Metazoa; Chordata; Actinopteri; Syngnathiformes; Callionymidae
Gene: antxr1a
Product: ANTXR cell adhesion molecule 1a
Exons: 18
Coding region: 296-1864 (522 amino acids)
Cellular component (GO): membrane
Molecular function (GO): signaling receptor activity
Source: RefSeq, a predicted model, not a curated record
GUCAUCUGACUCAUCUGUAUAACUUUGUUUUUGGGUCACUGGCCAAUAUUUAGUGCAACAUUAGCGUUUAAUUGUUAUUCAGCAAUAGGCACCGAAAGAGCACUUCAAGAUUUAUGUCAAGAUUUUAUCUUUCAUCUUGGCGAAGUGGCAUAAAAGGCUGUUUCUGAUUCCAGCCACUGAAGCCCAGAGUCAAACGGCACCAUGGUAAAGAUCUGGAAGUGUACAACACCACUGGACUGAAAUCUAUCACUUUGUUGAGCAUCUUGCCCAUAAAUUCAUAAGUCCACAGUUGCGCAUGUCCUUCAUCGUGUUCUCAACUGAAGGAACUAUUUUAAUGAGUCUGACAGAGGACAGGGAACACAUCCGAAGAGGCCUGGAGGAGCUCCAGGGGGUUCAACCAGGAGGAGACACGUUCAUGCAUGAGGGCAUCCUGAGGGCCAGUGAGCAGAUUUAUUACGGAAACACAGAAGGUUAUCGCACCGCCAGUGUGAUCAUUGCUCUGACAGAUGGAGAGCUGCACGAGGACCUCUUCUACUACGCCGAGAGAGAGGCAAACCGCUCGCGAACACUCGGAGCCUCUGUCUACUGUGUGGGCGUGAAAGACUUCAAUGAGACUCAGCUGGCAAAGAUCGCAGACAGUAAGGACCAUGUCUUUCCAGUCAAUGAUGGAUUUGACGCCUUACAAGGGGUCAUCGACUCUAUCCUGAAAAAGUCCUGCAUUGAGAUUCUGGCAGCAGAGCCCUCCAGUAUCUGCGCAGGAGAGUCCUUCCAGGUGGUGGUGAGAGGGAAUGGGUUCCUCCAUGCACGGAACGCUGAAAAGGUCUUGUGUAGUUUUCGGAUCAAUGACACCCUGACGAAGAUGGUGAAGCCCCUGGUCGUCGAAGACACGUAUCUGCUAUGUCCUGCGCCAGUGCUCCAAGACGAGGGGAUGGCAGCAAACCUGUACGUCAGCAUGAACGAAGGUCUGAGCUUCAUAUCCAGUUCAGUCACCAUCACGACCGUCAGAUGUUCUGAUGGGACCAUCCUGGCCGUCGCGCUACUUAUUCUGAUGCUGCUUCUGGUUCUGGCCCUACUUUGGUGGUUCUGGCCUCUUUGCUGCACUGUGAUAAUCCAUGAGCCACCUCCACCAGUUGAAGAGGACAGUUCGGAUGACGACGACUUCGAGACGCCCAAGAAGAAAUGGCCAACGGUAGACGCCUCCUACUAUGGAGGGAGAGGAGUUGGUGGGAUUAAAAGAAUGGAGGUUCGCUGGGGAGAGAAAGGCUCCACAGAAGAAGGAGCAAAACUGGAGAAAGCCAAGAAUGCCAAGGUCAAGAUGCCAGAGCAGGAGUAUAGCGACCCUCCCACCAGGGUACUCAACAAUGGCAUGUACAGAGCCCCAGGCCCGCAGAAGUGGUACUCACCCAUCCAGAGUAAACUGGAUGCACUCUGGACUCUGCUCAAAAGAGGCUACGACCGCGUGUCGGUGAUGAGGCCACAUCCUGGUGACAAGGGCAGAUGUAUCAACUUCACUCGUAUCAAGUCUCCGCCUCCUCGCUACCCAAACUACAACCGCCAGGCUCCAUCUCUUUACAGCAAAACUCCACCUCCACCGCAGGGAACUCUUCCACCGACACCCACCAGCCCUCCAUCGCCUCAGUCCUUCUCCUCCACCCUUCCCCUGCUGCCGUCAACACCCCCUCCGUCCUCCUACACUCCAUCCCCUCCGACCACGCCGCCGCCUUAUGCUAUUCUCUUCACACCCCCCGUGCCACCAUCUCCACCACCUGCGUCCCCCACUGGUCCUUUACCUCCGCCCCCACAGGGGCCCCCACCUGGACGAGCUCCACCACCAGCCCGGCCCCCACCACGACCUGGCCUGUAGAAGUCAAGCCAGGAAAAGAGGACUAAAGUAAAACAGAAGCAUCAGUUCCUUCAGGCUCACCUGACUCCAGAGGCCUUGUCUUCAGCUAUUCGUCCACUGGGACAUUCAUACACGUACAGUGCGACAGUGCAAUUGCUCACAUGUUUGACUACUCUCCUCCAAAAACAAUCUACUGGCUCAGAAACAUUUGCUUCAGAUGAGCCGGGAUGAUGUCGACCAAACCAUCAAGUGAAUUUUGGCCGAGUUCAUUGCGCCGAUGUCAUUUCCCUGCCCCAAUAAAUAUACUUCAAUUUAUCCCCUUAAUAUAUCACUUCUUGAUACUGGUACCUGUUUUGCCUUAUCUUUGCCGACUCUGUUUUGGAAUGACGGGCAAUGCAAGCAAGCGCAGUUGUCGCGUACAGAGCUUUUUCACUGGGAUCUAUUGUGUGAGUCGCAGCUUAGCUUUUGCGCGAGGGAGCAAGGAAUCGGUGUCUGCAGUUACUGCUUUGGCUGGAACGCUGAACUAUAUCUGAGUGUAAAGCAGAAACAUCAGAAUCAGGGAAACAUUUUGCACACUGUCUUGUUUGUCCAACAGCAAACCAUUAACUUUAUGUUU